GGUGGUGUGGUGGUGUUCAGUCAGCAGGGCACGUGUACUAUCUCAUUUUAAAAGCACACCCAUCACGUCGGAGUCUCCAGGGUAUUUUUUUACGCAGCAAAACUGAUUGUGCUCGGACCAAACGCACCGGGGAGACACUAGCAGCUUGACGUAUGAGAUCUCGGUCUUGGUGAAUGUAGUGGCAGAGAACAUGUUAUUUUUCAUACCAGCACACAGGCACAAGUCUUUGACUUUUGAAGCGGUGCCACUUUGCUGACCCCCCAGUUGUGGGCUAGACGAAAAUGCCCUCCGCCGAGGAUUUGCCUCCAUCUUCAAGCAGCAGGGGCAACAAUGACAACAACGUCAACAACAACAACAACAACUACUACCACAACUCCAACAGCAGCAGCAGCGGCAGUGGAAACUCGGGUUCCCAGUAUGCACUUUGUGCCCUUGGAGUGGGGCUAGUGGCCCUGGGCAUUGUCAUGAUCGUGUGGAGCGUAGUACCUGCGGACAUGACCGGGAAUAACGGUAGCGGUUCAGGAGGAGGAGGAGGGGGCACUACUGGGAGCGGAGGAAGACCAGACAAUCGAAAUAAAGUGUCCUCGGUGGCCUUUGUGUUGGUGGGCUCUGGUGUGGUGAUGCUGCUGCUGUCCCUGUGUUUGGGGAUGAGGAACAAACAGCGCGAGCAGCAAAGGCACCAGGAGGCCCAGAACCAGGAAGUAGGAGGAGUCACAAACGUAGAGCAAGAGGAAAGUGAAACUGCUGAGGAGCGAGCCCAGCGGUAUGCGGUCCCCACUUAUGAAGAAGCAGUGGGCAGCGGACAAUACCCCGUCCGCUUGAGCAACCUGCACCACAGCUCCUCCCAGCUGCCCUCCUACGAAGACCUCAUCCAGGUUGAUGGGAUCCGGUAUGAGUUCGAGGGUCCAGAGGUAACUCAAGCUGUAUCGCAGCCCGUACCUGCUUCUGUUUCAGCUGCCAACGCCACUUCUGCUUCCUCCGCGUCCAAUCGCAGAGGAGGGAAAACUGUCCGCAAGCUCCUCCCCCUCAAGAUCCGCAGGAUUAAAUCAGAGAAACUGCCUAUGAAAAGUGCAGAUAAUUCGCAGUCGACGGCUGGAAUUAGCCUUGAACCAUUGACCCCGCCACCUCAGUACGACGAUAAGGUGCCCCCGCUUUGAGACUACUGGUUAAAGCGUGGUAUCACUAUGACUGGAGCCCAACAUGACCACCUUUUUGUGGACCUGCUGUGUUGUGUGUGCACAUAGGGAUUGGACUUGAUAUAUGUUUCCCCACAGAACCUUCUCAGUGGCACUUUUUUUGUGGACAAUACCUCUGAGUUUGGAGCCACGACACUCCGAAGCACUGAGAAGGUGCCGAUUUUGCCGAAAGAAGUUCCUGGGAAUCGGCUUACUGUGUCGAAUCGCAUCCAAGCAAUCAGCAGCUGACACUGCACACUGGAGAAAAAGCACAGACCAAAUAUAAUUGUGUUCUCUGUCAAAGAAUCUCUGAUUUAAUGCAGUAUCUGUACAUGUCCUAAUUUGAGUGCGCCGUUUGUAUGGAUGAGUUGGCAGUGCACAAAUCAUGAGUGGUAGCCAGGGGGGUUUGGUUAGGGUUUGUGUUUACACACUUAGAUAUAAUUCUGAAUCGCUUGUUCUAAUGAAAGGGUUACGUUAUGGCCAGUUUCUCCAUUCUGGGAAACUGAUGAGUCUAUUACUCCUGCCCAUACUGGUUUAACAAGCAUAUGAAAAGACUCCAGAGAGUGGGAGUGUGUGGUGUACUUUUUUGGAUAACUUUAGAAAAUUUGCAAAAUGUCUUUCUGGCUGUUUAGCCCCCCUGGCACUCUGAUUGAGUAAAAGCAAAAGUUUGACAGUGUCUGAAUUCAGUGUGUGUGUUUGAGCACACGUGUUUGCAUGCGAAUGAGUGCGUUACACCUGAGUUUCAUGUAUCCUGGUCAUAGUAAUUCCAUGGUGUUCAUGAUGAGGGUGUUCAUCCUCUGGAAGUAGAGGAGCUUGUGCUGAAUCAGUAAGCAAUUUAUCCUGCUUUGAGUUGUUGCUUCAGUGGAAGUCCUUCCAAAACAGGAACAGUAGUGACCACUGAUUUCUAAGUUUGGCAUCAAGACGCAAUAUUCUUUUCCGCUCAGAAUUGUAACCGUCCUAUUCUGCCGGUGACAUUUAGGAGAGACCUUAUGACUGAUUCAGAACUUUACUGCAGCUUUGCUACUUUGUCUGGAGGUCUGAGAGAGAGUGCCGAGGAGAUGCUAGAGGCCAGGGCCCUGUGAAUAGCUGGAGACCUUUCUGUGGUAGCUAUGGUGAAAGGGGACUAAGCUGUUAAGGCAGCAGUGUGGUCUGUUUUUUUUUUUUUUUGUACUUGUCUGAGAUGAGCAACAGAAAGACUCUUUCACUCAGCAGCUGGGCCGCAGAUAAUGGCAACUGUUGCAAGCUCAUUCAGUCGCCACUGCUCUCCUGACCACAGUUUGACUCACAGCAAAGUCCCUUCACUUUGACUAUGCUAUGAAAAAAAAUAAAUAACAGCCUGGGGCUUUACCCAGGAAACUGGUUUGAGGUCCCUCAGCCUGCACUUUUGUCUAGAUGCCUUUCCAACAUAUGUUCUUUCCCUUCAGCGAUGAAGCCAGUCUUGUGUUAAUGUGCACAGCUGAAAGUUGAAGAAAAAUUAGUUGCAAAUGCCAUUUUUGAGUGCUGUUAAUGUUGACUAUUUUUCUGCAGUCGCUUCUUGUUUUGUAUCGUGGCAUAAGAGGGAUUUUCAUCACUGCCUUUUCUGAUCAGAUUCACUAUAUUGAAGUGUUGGCUGAAAAGUUAUAGAAUCCAUUUCAUAAAAACAAAACACUACAGUAUUGUAGACUUUAUUACCAAGUAGAAGGCAGAUGAUCUCCUUUACUUUGGUUGUUGAAAUUUGCAAGUACUACAUCUUCAUGUUUUCGUUGUGUUCAUUCUGUGUUAAUAUUUGCCAUGUUCAGUACUGUGGACACAGCCAGUGUAGUUUUGCACUGGAUCAGUCAUGACCAUCUUUUCUUUUUCUUUUUCUUUUUUUACUAUGUUGUCAAGAAUAGUUUUCAUUGCUGAAAUGGGGCGUUUUUCCUCAGCACUCAUCUCUCUUUGGCCUUUUACUUACAAUUGUCUCCAUUUGAAACAUAUUGUUCCUAGUUUUAUUUACUUUUUAUAUGAUUAACUUUAUAUUUCUUUUAUAUACUGUGAAACAAUGCUUUUGUAUGACAGUUAUAAUAUGUUCAUGUUGAAAUUGGACAUCUUUGAGUCAUGAAAACUAACAGUAAUCUCAUGAAUAGUUUGUGAGAAAUAAACAGAUGUUUACCAAUUUGCUAUCACAUCCUUGCAGAAAUAUAUUUAGGUGUGGUUUAAGUAUUUGCACGUCAUAGUUCAGUUAGUAGUUGACAGAUUUAUACUGUAAUGUGCAGAAGAUUUCAAUGACAUCUGUACUUUAUACAUUCUUUGUUAAUGUUCACCAACUCUUAGUUAAUGUUAUAUU
Messenger RNA from Lampris incognitus (smalleye Pacific opah), 3480 nucleotides. It is a transcript of the gene tmem51a, whose product is annotated as transmembrane protein 51a. The record is from RefSeq and is a predicted model, not a curated record. The coding region runs from base 282 to 1157 and encodes 291 amino acids. The transcript has 3 exons. NCBI's taxonomy places the organism in Eukaryota, Metazoa, Chordata, Actinopteri, Lampriformes, Lampridae.